Nanorana parkeri is the source of this 2160-nucleotide messenger RNA. It is a transcript of the gene PCK1, whose product is annotated as phosphoenolpyruvate carboxykinase 1. The transcript has 10 exons. The coding region runs from base 55 to 1923 and encodes 622 amino acids. Gene Ontology annotation, cellular component: mitochondrion; cytosol. Gene Ontology annotation, molecular function: manganese ion binding; phosphoenolpyruvate carboxykinase (GTP) activity; GTP binding. The record is from RefSeq and is a predicted model, not a curated record. Gene Ontology annotation, biological process: cellular response to insulin stimulus; propionate catabolic process; response to starvation. Lineage: Eukaryota; Metazoa; Chordata; Amphibia; Anura; Dicroglossidae.
AAUUACAACUUUCUACAACUUUUUCCCUGUUAAGCAAGAAUACCUGACAUCAAAAUGCCUUCCAGGCAGAAGACAGAGCUCCAGGUUGCAGGCAUCGUUACUCAGGGAGAUCUGAACAGCUUAAGUCCUGAAGUGGUCCAUUAUAUCAUUACCAAUGCCCGCAUCUGCUUGCCAGAUAACAUCCACAUCUGCAAUGGUUCUGAAGAGGAGAACAAGAAGCUCCUCCACCAGAUGGAAGAGACUGGCAUGAUCAAGAGACUGCCCAAAUAUGAAAACUGUUGGCUGGCUCGUACGGAUCCCCGGGAUGUGGCAAGAAUUGAAAGCAAAACUGUAAUAGUCACUCAAGAACAAAGAGACACGGUGCCUAUUGCCAAAAGUGGACUCAGCCAACUAGGCCGCUGGAUGUCAGAAGAUGAUUUCGGGAAAGCCUUCAAAUCCAGGUUCCCUGGUUGCAUGAAAGGUCGCACAAUGUAUGUCAUCCCAUUCAGCAUGGGUCCUAUUGGCUCCCCGCUUUCAAAGAUUGGCAUUCAACUGACGGAUUCACCCUACGUAGUCGCCAGUAUGAGAGUCAUGACCCGAAUGGGAACGGAUGUACUGGAUGCCCUUGGGGAAGGGGAGUUUGUUCGAUGCCUUCAUUCUGUCGGCUGCCCUUUACCACUAAAAAAAGCGAUGAUGAAUAACUGGCCGUGUAAUCCGGAGCUGACUCUCAUUGCACACAUCCCAGACCGCAGAGAGAUUAUCUCUUUCGGAAGCGGAUAUGGUGGAAAUUCUCUCCUGGGGAAGAAAUGCUUCGCUCUCAGAAUUGCCAGUCGGAUUGCGAAAGAAGAAGGAUGGCUGGCGGAGCACAUGCUGAUUCUAGGAAUCACCAAUCCUGAAGGGAAGAAGAAAUAUUUUGCGGCUGCUUUCCCAAGUGCUUGUGGGAAAACCAACUUGGCCAUGAUGCGGCCCUCAAUGCCAGGCUGGAAGAUUGAGUGCGUUGGUGACGACAUUGCCUGGAUGAAGUUUGAUGAACAUGGAAACCUCAGAGCUAUUAACCCUGAAAAUGGCUUUUUUGGAGUGGCUCCUGGAACCUCUGUGAGGACCAACCCAAACGCCAUGGAGACCAUCAGAAAGAAUACCAUAUUCACCAAUGUAGCAGAGACCAGCGAUGGUGGCGUCUACUGGGAGGGCAUGGACAUGAAAUUAGAACCGGGAAUGACUUUGACGUCAUGGAAAAACAAAGAAUGGACACCUGAAGCUGGUGAACCAGCUGCCCAUCCCAACUCUCGUUUCUGUACCCCGGCCAGUCAAUGCCCGAUCAUCGAUUCUCAGUGGGAAUCUUCAGAAGGAGUACCCAUCGAAGGCAUCAUUUUUGGUGGCCGUAGACCUGCUGGUGUGCCACUGGUUUAUGAGGCAGUGAGUUGGCAACAUGGAGUCUUUGUUGGGUCAGCCAUGAGAUCUGAAGCAACUGCUGCAGCUGAGUAUAAAGGCAAGGUCAUCAUGCACGAUCCGUUUGCCAUGAGGCCUUUCUUCGGCUACAACUUUGGACGGUACCUUGCGCAUUGGCUCAGCAUGGAGCACCUUCCAUCUGCUAAACUGCCUAAGAUCUUCCACGUCAACUGGUUCCGAAAAGACAAGCAAGGAAACUUCCUGUGGCCUGGUUACGGAGAUAACAUCCGCGUUCUCGAGUGGAUGUUCAACAGGAUCAACGGAGUAGACUGCGCCAAAGAGACGCCCAUCGGCUACAUCCCCGCCGAAGGCUCCCUGAACCUGAAAGGGCUCGGCGACAUCAACAUGGAAGAGUUGUUCGAAAUCAACAAAGAGUUCUGGGAGGAGGAAGUCAAAGACAUAAGAAAAUAUUACGAUGACCAAGUCAAUGCUGACCUGCCGUACGAAAUAGAGUGGGAGCUGGAUUCUUUGGAGGAGAGGUUGAAACAGUUGUGAGGGGUUGAGCAGGUGGAUGUAGAGCACUUCAUUUCAGUUGUAGAGAAGGACUCCUCUCUAAAACGAGAAACUUGGUGUCCCCAGCUAUAUAAAUAGGCGCAUGGUUCAGAUUCUGUACCGCAUAAUCUUGGGCUUUUCCAUGUAACGGGGGUGACCUAAGUAGUAGUAUGUACUGUAUCCUGUCUUCCUUUCUUUCUAUAUUCCUUCUCAGCAUUAUGUAUUGUAAAGAAGAGAGGG